CACGGCAACCCCGUGGAAGCGGAGUCCAUCCGCACCGCGCCAGUCACAAGCCUUCCGCUUCAGUACGGCUUGAACCUGCUGCAGGCAGCCGCCGAUGCGGAACCCUGGCCUGUAGAGCCGCAGCGCUGGACCGCACAACCCAAGUGGAGAAACACGCAGCAAAAGCAAGCGGUCAGACACUGUCCGUUCUGGACGCUCUACGGCUCCCGAGGACGAGAUCCGCGGGUUCACGAGCUGUCGGCCUACGAGUUCGCCGUGCACUUCGAAGUCAAGAAAGCCACCCAUCCCUACACCAUCCACUUGAACGACGACGGGGAGCAGCGGCCGCCGACCCGCCACGAAGCUGAAUUGACGGACACGGGCAAGGAGAAAGUGCGCUGGCAUCGCUACCGCGCCAAGCUCUUGCCGGGCGCCGAUUAUCGCAUUCGGGAGCCGCGCCCCGGCGAGGAGUGGAUCCCCUUCGGCGAACCCGAGCUCGCCCAGGCUUUCAAGCACAGCUGGGUCAUGGUGCCGCGCAAGCGACCAUACGUGCCGGUGCUCUUCGGUGCGCAGGGCAGCAACCAAACUGCGGAAGACCAGGCCAUGAAGCUCCUUCUGCUCUUUCGCCCUUGGGUGAAUGAUCGCCGAGAUGCCCAGGACGACCUCGUGGCCUUCGUCGGAGACCUGUCUGCUCGCGACCAGGGGGCUACGGACUGGCUCCAGGCCGCGCGGCUCUGGCUGGGCCGGCGCGGCUUCCCCACAGAGUCCGUGAAGCGCUACGCCGCCCAGUUCUGCUUCGUCCACUGCCUGCCGCGGGAGCUCCGGCCCGGCGCGGAGCUGGAGGCCAACAGCGACAACGAAGACUUGGAGGACGACGACAUCAUGCUGGCGAUGGAAACGCACGUUCGAGGGGAACCUGGCAACGCCGGCAACGAAGUGCAGACGCACGCCGACCGCACCAAGAAGAUGUUCGCGCUGUCGCAAGCCAUUUGGCUGGAGGGAGACAAUGGAGGUGGACCCGACCCGGAGGCCAGCAACAGGUUCCGCGAGCUGUCCGCCAAAGAGCCCGUGACGGACCAUCAGCAGGUGAGACAAGCCGCCAUCGAUUCGCGGGUCAAGGGCGAGAAAGGACAGGAUAGACGAACUACACGACGCAGGGACCGGCGAAGCCCGGAGGUGCAGGCCCAGGAGCCCGUGACCGCCGCCAAGCUCCUGGACUGGCUCCACAGCGACCGUGUGCGCGGGGCCGUGAAUGCCAAGCAGCACGAGUUCCUGGAACUCGUCGUGGACAGAGUCAUGGUGGAGCUGAACCUCAUCAAGCCCGAGGAGUCCAUCCGGAAGACCUCGGAGCCUUUGGUCUGGUUGCUCCACGGGCCGCCCGGCGUCGGCAAGUCCCACAUCCUGCAAUUCCUCCGCGAGCUCUUCGAAGACUUGCUCCAGUACACCCAGGGCCACGAGUACGAGGUGGUGGCGCUCCAGGCAGUGAACGCGGCGGACGUCCGAGGCCAGAACAUACACAGGGCCUACGGCUUCAACAAGAAUGGGCAGCCGACCGAGGGAGACAACGCUAUCGUUCAGGGCAUCCGCUUCAGGAGGUGGGUGAUCGUGGACGAGAUCAGCAUGGUCAGCGCGAAGAUUUUGGCCCGCAUGGAGCAGCGGCAGCGGGAGAACAAGAGCAGCAAGGACGAGUUCAAGCUGGACGGUCGCGGGCAUGCAAGACCUUUCGGGGGCGUCAACAUGAUCUUCAUGGGCGACUUCUUCCAGCUCCCACCGCCGGAGGGCGGCUUCAUUGCGGACGUUCCCCACAGCCUGAAGUCUGCCACCGGGGUCGACAAGAGCCCGGACCCUCUCGUCGAGGCCGGUCGCGACCUUUUCUGGCGCGGAGCGGUCCAAGGCGUCACCGAGCUGACGGAGACUCGACGGUGCUCCGACGAGUGGUGGAACGAGGUGGUGGAGCAAUUGCGACAGGGCCGCCUGUCGGACGAGAACCACAAGUACUUGCACGGCAUUCCCGUGGAAGGCUGCACCCUGUCGGAAGCAGAAAGGCAGUCGCGCCGCAGGGUCAUCGUCUCCGAUGCGGAUCCGCGGCUGCAGGAGGCCAGGUUCCGGAAGGCGGUGGUCAUCGUGGCCAACAACGAUGCUCGCUACCAGAUCAACAAAGACAAGGCCAGAGCCUACAGCAAGGAGUCCGGAGCUCCUCUCAGGUGGUCCGUGGCCAAGGACGUGGCGGAGGCCAAAGCUCUUCAAGCCGAGGACUGCAGCAAGGAGGCCAAAAGGAAGUGGCUCCAGUACCACGACCGACACACGGGAGAUCUGUGCGGCCUGCUUCCCCUCGCCAUCGGCAUAUUGUGGAUGGUAGACCAUCUUCCUAUCGUAGAGGAAGCUUGUUCUGAAGCCUUCGGAGGAAAGCAGCUUCAGCUGACCCCGGCCUUCGCGAUUACGGCGCACAGCAGCCAGGGCAAGACGCUGGAUGCCACACUGCUCGACCUGAACGUGGACAAGAACGUCCACCAGACCCUGGGCACCGUGGCGGCGAGCCGCGUCCGCAGCCGUGAGGACGUGCUCAUUCUGCGGCCCUUCCCGCUCUGGCUGUUCCAACGCGGAUCGCCCGAAGGCCCCGAUCUGCUGCUGAAGACACUCCGCAAAGAGCCCGUCGAUUGGAAGGCCUGGCGCGAGAGCAAGAACCCCUUCGCCGCCUGCGGCAGUUGUGGCCACGUGAAAGAUUUCGCCAACUUCUCCUACGUCGAGUGGGGCAAAGUGCGAGCCAACCGGGUGGCCAGGUGCCUCCACUGCGAGAAGGGCGGCAAAACCAACGGCAAGCGCAAAAUCAGCGGAGACGCCGAGAUCUUCACCAAGCACGUUUGCGACGUCUGUGGUUGCAGCAAAAUGGCGGCGGCAUUCCCGGUGGCACAGCUGCGUCAAGAAGGACCGGAUGUCAAGAAGGUGUGCACGCAGUGUGCUCGCAAUCGGCGCACCCUGUCAUGCUCUAUCUGCGGAAAGACUAAGCCAUCGGACGCUUUCGAUGCCACAAUGUGCACCCUGCCGCACGGCUGCGCGGCAUGCACCGACUGUCAGCAGGAGCUGCAUCCAAAGGCGAAGCGCUUGCGAGGAGGCUGGUUCCUUUGCAGGGGCUGCAAGCAAUCUUAUCCUCUUGAUGCAGCGGGCAAUGCUAGCAGCAGUCACUGCCUGAAUUGCGCCGUGCGUGGCACAAGGGCAGCCACUGGAUGGCACAAAUGCCAGAACCCGCAAUGCCAGAAGCUGUACCAAGAGGAUCAUGCAUCUGGUCUUGCAAGGCCUCAG
This is a messenger RNA of Symbiodinium sp. CCMP2456, 3279 nucleotides long. Lineage: Eukaryota; Dinophyceae; Suessiales; Symbiodiniaceae. The record is from the annotation of a GenBank genome assembly.